CCGAGCCAGAAAUAGUCCUGUUAGCACAAGCAGCAUUAACGGGCUUACGGUGACAGACUCACACUUGAUUGGAUUUUCUUGCUUGGUAAUGGCGCCACUUUGUAGAAAUAAUUAGGCCGGCGUUUUUUGGUACGCUUUUACGCGCUAAACUGGAGAGUUCAAACGAAGAGAGUUGUGAGUUUCAAGUUCGGGUUUCCCUUGAUUUUGCGUAACAUUAAAAAUCAAACGGCAUGUUUUCGCUUUUGUUCGGCAUGUUGUGCUUUUUUACUCUGGGUUGCGGUCAACUAACAAGCGGCCAGGCGGACGAUGGGAAGCGCUACAUCUGCCGGGCAAUACCCAUCAGCGGCGAUGCCAGUUGCCCCGUAACGUUGUUACCAGAGCUUUCCCCCGGGGACCAAGAAGAGGAGCUCAGAAACACAGUCAUGCAGCUACGAGAGACAAUUUUACAACAAAAAGAAACUAUUUCCAAGCAGCUGGGCACAAUCAACGAGCUAACCACAAAGCUGUCCCUCUGCGCCUCAGCCGCUGCCGAUAGGAAGUACGGCAAAGGAGGUUCGUGGGGGAAAGACAAGCAGAAUACAAUGGGCGACGUUCCCAGAGAUUCAAACGACUCUAUUGACAAUCUUGGGAAAACCAUGCAGGGUCUUAAGGAUCGUCUGGAGAACCUGGAGCAACAGCAAAUGAGGGCCAACAUAUCUGGCGCCUCAUUUCCCAGUGAGCUUCGCGACCUGCUGCAACGUAGGCUCGGUGAACUGGAGAAACAGCUCCUGAAAAAAGUCAGCAACUUGGAGGAGGAAAAGAGCUUGCUCUCCAAUGCCACAGCUGCCUACAGGUUGAAGACAGAGAGCACUCUGAAUGCUCUGGUGGAGCGGAUCACUGAACUGGAAAAAGGAGGGGGAGACUUCAAGUCCCCAGAGCAGUUUAAGCUUUCCCUUCCCCAGCGGACCAACUAUCUCUACGGCCGUUUCACUAAGAGCCUGCCAGAAAUGUACGCAUUCACACUCUGUAUGUGGAUCAAGUCUGGUGCCAGCCCUGGUAUCGGGACACCUUUCUCAUACGGCGUUCCAGGGCAAGCAAAUGAAAUUGUGCUGAUUGAGUGGGGCAAUAACCCAAUUGAGCUUCUCAUUAAUGACAAGGUUGCCCAGCUGCCUAUAGAGGUACGUGAUGGAAAGUGGCACCACAUCUGCAUCUCCUGGACCACACGGGAUGGCCAGUGGGAGGCUUACCAAGACGGGGUGAAGCUGGGAACUGGUGAGAACCUCGCAGCCUGGCAUCCCAUCAAACCUGGAGGAGUCAUCAUCCUGGGGCAGGAGCAGGAUGUGGUAGGUGGGCGCUUUGAUGCUGGACAGGCUUUCGUGGGCGAGCUGAGUCAGGUGAACAUUUGGGACCGUAUUCUAAAGCCAAUUGAGAUCCAGUCGAUGGCAAACUGCAGUUCUUACAUCCCUGGGAACGUGAUCUCCUGGCUAGCAAGUAACGUUGAAGUUUUUGGAAGAGGAGCAUUCAAACGGCCCUUGGAAAUGUGUCUGGAGCGACUGCCCAAUGCUUAAAA
This is a messenger RNA of Melanotaenia boesemani (Boeseman's rainbowfish), 1549 nucleotides long. RefSeq names its product neuronal pentraxin IIb (gene nptx2b). The coding region runs from base 231 to 1547 and encodes 438 amino acids. Lineage: Eukaryota; Metazoa; Chordata; Actinopteri; Atheriniformes; Melanotaeniidae. The transcript has 5 exons. The record is from RefSeq and is a predicted model, not a curated record.